CAUUCUCCUUUUCACCACAUCAGAGUCUUGAAAAACAUAGAGAAUUACCAAAAGAUUAUAAUUUAGUUACAAUUUUGGUCUGCAGAAUGUUGAGCCCUUCAACUUUUCUAGCCAUUCUCAUCCUUGUAAUUUUUUCUACAACCAACACAUUUGCUGCACCAGUAAGAGCAGCAAAACCAGGAGCAGCAAAACAACCACAGACACCGCAGAGGCCACGAGCAUUUUUUGUGUUCGGUGAUUCUCUCGUCGACAAUGGAAAUAAUAAUUAUCUGUUAACGACUGCACGAGCUGAUUCACCGCCUUAUGGCGUUGAUACUCCUACUCACCUCCCCUCUGGCCGCUUCUCGAAUGGCCUUAACAUCCCUGACCUUAUCAGCCAAAAGCUUGGGGCACCGCCAACACUGCCAUACUUGAGCCCGCAGUUUAACGGAGAUAAUCUACUGAUCGGUGCAAACUUCGCCUCUGCUGGCGUCGGAAUCCUCAACGACACCGGAUUUCAGUUUGCGAACAUAAUAAAGAUCGGGCAACAAAUAUAUUAUUUCGAAGAGUACCAGAGGCGAAUCAUUAGCAUGAUUGGAAUAGAUGAGGCCAGGAGGCUCGUAAACAAUGCUCUGGUCUUGAUCACUCUCGGUGGUAACGAUUUUGUUAACAACUAUUUCUUGGCACCGAUCACUGCUAGAAGGCUUCAAUUCAAUCUUGAAGAUUAUACGACCUUUCUCAUUUCUGAAUACAAGAAAGUACUCCAGAGGCUGUAUGAUUUGGGGUCUAGGAGGGUUCUGGUGACUGGAACCGGACCGCUAGGAUGCGUUCCGGGGGAGUUGGCCUUUAGGAGCACAGAUGGGACAUGUGCUGCAGAGCCUCAGCUUGCUGCAAAUUUAUUCAAUCCGAAGCUUGUUGCGAUGAUUAAAGAACUCAACAAGGAAUUGAAUUCAGAUGCCUUUGUUGCUGUUAAUGCUCUGAAUCGGCAAAAUGAUUUCCUCAACAAUCCCCUUGCUUUUGGUUUCAAGGAAGCAAGGGUGGCGUGUUGCGGACAAGGGCCAUUCAAUGGAGUUGGACUCUGCACCAGAUUCUCAUUUCUGUGUCCGGACCGACAGAACUACGUGUUCUGGGACGCCUACCAUCCAACAGAACACGCGAACAAGAUGAUUGUCGAGACCAUUUACAAUGGAACUACAGAACAUAUGGAUCCGAUGAAUCUCCAGACCAUCAUGAACAUGGGCUUAUUAUACUGAAACAUCUGCAUUGUUCAACUUUAAUUUCGUUAUCUGUUCAUUUGUUAUGUGCUCUUUCGCAAACCUCAGUUGCGAAUGUGAUGGUAGCAUUCAUAAGCUAAAUAAGUUUAAGUUUAUUAUGUUCUAGCUAGAUAUAUACUGAUUGCUGGAGAAUCAUACAUUUUAAAAUUUGUAUUUGGUUAAUUCUUCUAUAUAGGACAAGGAGUCUUUUGUUUUUAAUAUUUGAUAUGUUCUUCAUCGUU
Messenger RNA from Daucus carota subsp. sativus, 1474 nucleotides. Its product is annotated as GDSL esterase/lipase At4g28780-like. The record is from RefSeq and is a predicted model, not a curated record. Bases 87 to 1232 code for a protein of 381 amino acids. Lineage: Eukaryota; Viridiplantae; Streptophyta; Magnoliopsida; Apiales; Apiaceae. The transcript is spliced from 5 exons. Gene Ontology annotation, molecular function: hydrolase activity, acting on ester bonds.